Messenger RNA from Hirundo rustica (Barn swallow), 1870 nucleotides. RefSeq names its product dihydrouridine synthase 2 (gene DUS2). Gene Ontology annotation, biological process: tRNA dihydrouridine synthesis. Lineage: Eukaryota; Metazoa; Chordata; Aves; Passeriformes; Hirundinidae. The record is from RefSeq and is a predicted model, not a curated record. Gene Ontology annotation, cellular component: cytoplasm. Gene Ontology annotation, molecular function: flavin adenine dinucleotide binding; tRNA dihydrouridine synthase activity; tRNA binding. The coding region runs from base 141 to 1613 and encodes 490 amino acids. The transcript is spliced from 16 exons.
CGGCCCGGCCCAGCGCCAUCGCGGCCCCCACGUGGGGCGGCGGCGCUGCCCGAUGACGCCUGCAAGAGGCGCCGGCCCCGGGUCUCCCCGCCCCGCGGAGAGCGGCAGAGCCACGCGAGGAGGGUGGUACAGCGACGGGAAUGACGGUGAACACACCGCUGUGCUUUAGAGGAAAGAAGAUCCUGGCUCCAAUGGUGCGAGUGGGCACCCUGCCAAUGCGUCUGCUUGCUCUGGACUAUGGUGCCGAUAUCGUGUACUGCGAGGAGCUGAUUGACAUAAAGAUGCUGCAGUGUAAGAGGGUUAUAAAUGAAGUACUUGAAACAGUGGAUUUUGUGGCACCUAAUGAGAGAAUUGUUUUCAGAACUUGUGAAAGGGAGAGAGAACAUGUUGUCUUCCAAAUGGGUUCAGCAGAUGCUGAAAGAGCCUUGGCAGUAGCUAAGCUUGUAGAGAGUGAUGUGGCUGGUAUUGAUAUCAACAUGGGAUGCCCAAAAGAGUAUUCUACUAAGGGAGGUAUGGGAGCAGCGCUGCUGUCUGAUCCUGACAAAAUAGAGUCUAUAUUGACCACCCUUGUUAAAGGAAUUUGUAAACCAGUAACCUGCAAAAUCCGCAUUUUGCCCUCAGUUGAGGAUACUGUGAAUCUGGUGAAGAGAAUAGAGAAAACUGGCAUUGCUGCCAUUGCAGUCCAUGGAAGGAAGAAGGAGGAGAGGCCGCAGCACCCUGUCCACUGUGAUGUGAUCAAGGCCAUAUCUGAAGCUGUCUCCAUUCCAGUAAUAGCAAAUGGAGGAUCUCAUGACUUCAUCAAAGAAUAUGCAGACAUUGAGACCUUCCAGAAAGCAACAGCUGCCUCAUCAGUCAUGAUUGCUCGUGCUGCCAUGUGGAACCCCUCUAUCUUCAGAAAAGAGGGGUUUUGCCCUUUGAAGGAUGUCAUGCAAGAUUACAUCAAAUAUGCAGUGAGAUAUGAGAAUCACUACACCAACACUAAAUACUGCUUGUGUCAGAUGUUAAGAGAGCAGCUGGAAACUACUCAGGGUAAGAAGCUGCACGCUGCACAGACAACACAGGAGAUCUGUGAAGUCUUUGAAAUGGGUGACUUCUAUGAAGAAACCACAGCUAUUUUUGAAGCAAAGAAAACAUCUUUAGAAACCAAGAUGCAGGAUGAAGAUGACCAAAUGGAAGAUCCAGAUGUAAUAAAAAUGGCUGUUAGAUUUGACAAGCGAGAAUAUCCACCACAGAUCACUCCCAAAAUGUAUCUUCUGGAAUGGUGUAGGAAAGAAAAGCAUCCUCAGCCUGUUUAUGAAACUGUUCAAAGACCACUGGAUAGAUUAUUCUGUUCAGUAGUGACAGUAGCUGAGCAAAAAUACAGAUCAACUCUGUGGGACAAGUCCAAGAAACUGGCAGAACAGGCUGCAGCUAUUGUCUGUCUGAGAACACUGGGUGUCCCAGAGGGAAAACUCUCAGAGGGAGAAAAUCACCUGAUUAACAAACGCAAGAGGGGAGACCAGGAGCGCUUGAUUAGCAGAGACCAUGGAGAGGAUCUUGCUGAGCCUUCCCAUAAAAAAGCUAAUUUUAUUGAAGAAACUUCUGAUAUGAAUGUGCCGAAGAUGCCACGAUAGCAUGGAAAGUCGAGGUUCCAUACCCAUGCAGCUACCAAUGAGCUCCUGUUUGUAUAUCUUGCUGUUCACAUUUCAUUUGGAUUCUCUCAGAGACAGAUAAAUUUCCCAGUUGUGAAAAAUGCCACUGAGAUGUUUACUGUUCACCACUCACCGUCCCUAUGGUGCCUUUCAGAUGAUAAUUAGGAACUUGAUUUUAAAGAACAUGGAGAAGUUAAUCCCAAUAAUAAACUUUUUUAAAAUAUCAGGUAUUUUCAAAG